AAUUUGUGUGUAUCCGGUCGUUGUGUCUUUAUAAAAACCCCGAAAACCGUUGAAUUUAGUGCGUAAAAUUCUUAUCGAACCAAAUAAAUUUUGAAAUAAUGUCAAAUAGCAAGGAUACACAACAAUCAGAAAAUACUCAUUCGAAAAACGAAAUGAAAAAGUAUAAAAAGUUAUCAAGAUCAUUUCCUGAAACUGAUGGCGAUGAAAUUGUUAUAUCCGGAAUGGCCGGAAAAUUUCCAAACUCACAUAAUAUUGAGGAGUACGAGUACAACCUAUACAAUAAGAUUGAUAUGGUGGAUGACGAUGAACGGCGCUGGCGUCAUUUUAAUCCUGAAAUUCCGAAAAGAUCAGGAAAAAUUCACGAUUUGGAAAAGUUCGAUGCCACAUUUUUCGGUGUUCACUUUAAACAAGCUCAUACAAUGGACCCUCAAACACGAAUUUUAAUCGAGACUGCUUACGAAGCUGUUAUAGAUGCCGGCAUAAAUCCGAAGAGUCUACGUGGUACAAAAACCGGUGUUUAUAUUGGUUCAUGUAUCUCCGAAUCGGAGAAGACUUGGUUUUAUGAGAAAGUUUCAUCUGGUGGAUUUGGUAUAACUGGUUGCAGCCGAGCAAUGAUGGCAAAUAGAAUUUCUUAUUGCUUGGGUUUGCAGGGUCCUUCUUUUUUAUUGGAUACUGCUUGUUCCAGUUCAAUGUAUGCUUUGGACAAUGCUUUUUCAGCAUUGCGAAAUGGUGAAAUAGACGCAGCUAUCAUUGGUGGAUCGAAUUUAAUAUUGCAUCCAUUCGUGACACUUCAGUUUGCCAGACUAGGUGUUCUUGCACCUAAUGGCUAUUGUCGCCCUUUCGAUAAGAGUGCGAAUGGAUAUACUCGCUCAGAAUCUAUAAAUUGUCUAUUCUUGCAACGUAAACGGGAUGCUAAACGUGUAUAUGCAACUGUAGUUUAUUCUAAAACUAAUUGCGACGGAUAUAAGCCUGAAGGCAUCACAUAUCCAUCUGGAAAACUUCAGGAACAGCUUAUAGCUGAAUUUUAUAACGAAAUUGAUGUUAAACCCAAUGACUUAGGAUACUUGGAGGCUCAUAGCACUGGAACGGUCGUUGGAGAUCCGGAAGAGUGUCGAGCGAUUGAUAGUAUACUAUGUAGUCAGCGUAAGGAACCACUGCUGGUUGGUUCAGUAAAAUCUAAUAUAGGUCAUUCGGAAGCGGCUUCCGGCAUUUGUUCCUUAGUAAAAGCUUGUUUCGCGUUUGAAACUGGAAAAAUUGCUCCGAAUAUAAACUUCACAGAGGUAAAACCUGAAAUUACCGCAUUAUCAGAAGGGCGGUUAGUUGUAGUAAAAGAUGUCGUAGAGCUCAAGAAGCCUUUCAUUGGAGUAAAUUCUUUUGGUUUUGGUGGAGCCAAUGCUCAUGCACUAUUAAAAGCUUUCGAUAAAGUUAAAAUUGACAAUGGCCUUCCAAACGAUGAUAUACCAAGGUUAUUAACAUGGGCUGGAAGAACUGAGGACUCUGUUAAUCAUAUUUUUAAUACAGUGGAACGUAAGGCAUUGGAUGCUGAAUUUUUCGCGCUAUUACAUAAUAUUCAAAAAGAUGAAGUAUCUGGUAUGGUAUUUCGAGGAUAUGCUAUUUACGCCAAAAAUGGAACUGAUCAAGUAAAAACGCUCACUAGAGACGUCCAGCACUUCACUGGUAUAAAGCGACCUAUUGUGUGGGUAUUUAGUGGAAUGGGAUCACAGUGGACUGAAAUGGGCACAUCACUGCUACAGAUCCCUACUUUCAUGAAAUCCAUUGAAAAAAGCCAUUACGUUUUACAAUCUAAAGGACUUGAUUUAAUGAACAUACUUACAUCUUCAAAUCCAACUACAUUUGACAACAUAUUACACUCCUUCGUUGGCAUCGCUGCUAUUCAAAUUGCCUUAGUUGAUCUCCUACGUUCUCUAAAGAUUGAACCCGAUUAUAUAAUUGGCCAUUCAGUAGGAGAAUUAGGAUGCGGCUAUGCUGACGACUGCUUUACUGCAGAACAAAUGAUUCUUGCUGCAUAUUAUCGUGGUAAAGUAAGUUUGGAAAUUGAAAAAAUAAAAGGCUCUAUGGCAGCAGUAGGAAUGGGUUAUAAAAAGAUAAUUAAUAUAAUUCCCGAUACCAUAGAAGUAGCUUGUCGGAACAGCGCGGACUCGUGCACAAUUUCAGGCCCAGCUGAGGAUAUUGAAAAAUUUGUGGCCGAGUUGAAAGCUAAAGACAUUUUUGCCAAGGAAGUUCCAUGUUCAAAUAUUGCAUACCAUUCUCGCUACAUAGCUCAAAUGGGUCCUGAUUUUUUGAAAUAUUUGCGACAAAUAAUUCCAAACCCAAAGCCCAGAAGUUCUAAAUGGUUAAGUACCAGUGUACCAAAACACGAUUGGGAACAAUUAGGUCGUAAUAUGUGCUCAGCAGAAUACCAUGCCAAUAACCUUUUAAAUAGUGUUUUAUUUGAAGACACAUUUGAUAUGUUACCCAAAAAUGCCCUAACUAUUGAAAUUGCACCCCAUGGAUUAUUGCAAGCAAUUAUAAAGCGUUCUAUGCCAAAGGGUAUUCACAUUCCACUCACCCAACGUAACAAUAAAAAUAACACGUUGUUUUUGCUAACCGCAUUGGGAAAGUUGUUCAGCAAUGGGCUUACCUUUCCAGUAGCACCAUUAUAUUCAGAAAUUGAAUUCCCAGUAUCAAAAGGUACACCUGGUAUCAGUUCACUCAUACGUUGGGAUCACACUGAAGACUGGUUUGUUACGAAGUAUGAGAACAUGAAAACGAAAUCGAGUGGAGAACGAUUAUUUAAAAUAAACUUAACCAGCGAUAAUGAGGAAUUUAUGAGCGGUCAUGUUAUUGAUGGCAAAAUAUUGAUUCCAGCAACAUGUUAUCUUCAGUAUGUAUGGGAAACCUUUUCUUUGAUGUACCACGGUCCAAGUUAUAUGGACGUUCCGGUUGAAUUCGAAGAUGUAAGAUUCUUACGAGCAACAAAUAUGUCAUUGAAUGGAAAUGUUGAACUAAAUGUCAUGAUUCAUUACGGAACAGGUCAAUUUGAAAUCACUGAGUCCGGAAAUUUAGUUGUGACAGGGGUAAUACGUGAAAUAGAAAAUCCAACAGUACCAUGUGUUAAUGCUACAAAUGAAAAAUCUGAAUUCCCAAUUUUAUCCCGGAAAGACUUUUAUAAGGAACUCAGGUUAAGAGGUUAUCACUAUAAUGGGGCCUUCCGUGCAGUAACCUUAGCUCGUGGAGAUGGGUUAUAUGGAAAGGUUGAAUGGAAAUAUAAUUGGGUAACAUUUAUGGAUGCCAUGUUACAAAUCCAAAUUUUGGGAACUGAUUCCCGUACUCUGCUCAUACCCACAAAAAUACGAAAGCUAAAAAUUUACGGUCCUCAUCAUUUUGAUCUAAUGACUAAAAUGGAUCCGGAAAAUAGAGUUUUUGAUGUGUAUGUUGAACGCGAAUAUGACCGUAUAGUUGCUGGCGGUAUUGAAUUGAUUGGGCUUCAUGCCAGUCCGGUACAACGUCGCAAGGCUCCAGGAAUACCUGUACUUGAGCAAUAUCAAUUUUUACCUUAUUCUGCAACAGUUACUCUGGGUGAAACAGAAGCUGUUCGUAUGUGCGUCCAGUUAGCCUUGGAAAAUACUCCGGUGCUAAAAAUGAAGAUUCUCGAAGUAGGCUCACAAGAUAGAGAACCAGUUGUGCCAAAAUUCAUUGAAGCAAUAGAAGAUUUGCCUUUGAUAACGGGUGAUUAUUUAUUAUUCACAGAUCAACCUAUCGAUGAUAUUGCUGGAGUUCAUAUAGAAAACGCUAAAUAUACCAAUCAAACUAAUUGUCACUUUAUUGUUGUCAAUGACUUGUUUAAUAAACAAGACGAUGCUACAGCUAUGACAGCAUAUAAAUGUUUGGUUGAAAAUGGGUAUUUACUUUCCAGGGAAAAAAAUUUCAUAAACACGAGCAGCCUAAAAUCUUUUGAAAAUUUUAAUAUAAUAACAACUCUCCACAUAAAAGAUGAUGAGCAAAUGAUAUUAUUGCAAAAGAUCACUAAGAGACUCACAUUGAAUCCACUAGUUGUGAGAAUUUCUGAAAAAGACGAUGAAUUGAAAUGGAUAACAGAAAUUCAAACUGGUCUUAACAACAAAACUCCCAUUGUCCUUUAUUCUUUUAAUGAAUAUACAAAUGGAAUUAUUGGGCUUGUGAACUGCUUGCGUAAAGAGCCGGAUGGACACUUAGUUACGUGCUUUUACAUAGAUGAUACUAAUGCACCACCUUUUGAUUUGACUAACUCAUUUUACAGUAGCCAAUUUGCUUUGGGACUUGCAAUUAAUGUCUACCGGCAGGGUAAAUGGGGAUCGUACAGACAUUUAUUGUUACAAAAUGAGGCACCUACAGGCCCAAGGACAGAUCAUGUUUAUGGAAAUGUUAUGCAACGAGGCGAUUUAUCAACCUUACGGUGGUUGAAAGGACCUUUGGACACUAAUGAAUGCUCUGUUCGAAUUGUUUACUCGUCGCUUAAUUUCAGGGACGUUAUGUUAGCUACUGGUCGUUUGGCUGUUGAGUUAUACGGUAGUAGUCGCCUUGAUCAGUUGUGUGUAUUGGGCUUGGAAUUCUCUGGAAUUAAUACCAAAACUGGUAAGCGCGUUAUGAGCAUGGUUGCAAAAGCAGGAGUGGCAUCGUAUAACGAACGACCGUCCAAAUUUAUGUGGGAUGUUCCAAACCACUGGACCCUAGAAGAAGCUGCUACUGUGCCAGUUGUUUACAUCACUGUAUAUUAUGCGUUCUUUAUGAAAACCGACAUACGUAAAGGAAAAAGUAUUCUUAUUCAUGCUGGAACUGGUGGAAUUGGUCUGGCGGCCAUACGAGUCGCAUUGGCAUACCAACUUGAAGUUUUUACAACUUGCAGUACCGAGCAAAAAAAGCAGUUUUUAUUAAAAACGUUUCCAAAAUUAAAAGAAAGUCACAUCGGCAAUUCUCGUGAUAUAUCGUUCGAAACCAUGAUACAACGUGAAACUAACGGCAAGGGUGUUGAUUUUGUGCUAAACUCUUUAGCUGAAGACAAAUUGUUGGCAUCAGUACGUUGUUUGGGCCAAGGUGGUCAUUUCUUAGAAAUUGGAAAAUUCGAUAUGUCCAAUGAUACUAAAAUUGGAAUGAGUUGUUUUCUCAAAGAAAUUACAUUCCACGCAGUUCUAGCUGACCGGCUAGAAUUCGCUUCAGAUGAGGAUAUCCAGUAUUUAAAACGUAUGGUCGACGAAGGUAUUGAAAACGGCGUUAUACAACCUCUACCAUCCACGAUUUUCCCUGCCAACGAAAUAGAGCAAGCAUUUAGGCAUCUUAUAGGAGGCAAACAUAUAGGAAAGGCUUUAAUACAGGUCCGAGAUAAUCCUGAAUCUUUAGCGACACUACCCCUUAAAGUUUUACACCAAGUAUAUUUUAAACCAAACGUUUCCUACAUCAUACCCGGAGGUCUAGGAGGGUUUGGCUUGGAGUUAAUUGAUUGGAUGGCACUACGAGGAGCUCGAAAAUUAAUUAUUAGCUCAAGUCGGGGUGUAUCAAAGGAUUAUCAAGCAUACAGAAUAGCUUUAUGGAAAACUUAUGGAUGUGAAAUAGUUGUUAGUACGUUUGACAUAAGCACACUUGAGGGAUGUAUGGCCUUGCUGACCUUGGCGGCAAGUGUGGCACCAGUUGGAGGAAUAUUUAAUUUAGCUGUAAUUUUAAGAGAUGGACUAUUCACGAAUCAAACAAAAGAGAAAUUUUUUGAAAGUUUUGCUCCCAAGGCUACAGCAACAAAAUAUUUAGAUCAGUUAUCUCGUUUGCAUUGUCCUUAUCUGGAACACUUUGUUGUAUUUUCGAGUGUUUCCUGUGGUCGAGGCAAUGCUGGACAAACAAAUUAUGGUAUGGCAAAUUCAAUUAUGGAGCGCUUAAUUGAAGAUCGGAUUAGAAAUGGUUAUCCUGGAAAGGCUAUACAAUGGGGAGCGGUAGGCGAGGUUGGUUUAGUUGCAGAUAUGGCUGAAGAUAAGAUUGACAUGGAAAUUGGUGGAACGUUGCAGCAGCGUAUUUCGUCUUGCUUAUAUGAAUUGGAUACAUUGUUAACUACACCUGAGCCGGUGGUCUCUAGUAUGGUGGUUGCUGAAAAACGAGCCGGUCGCUCAGGCAAUGAAAGCAUUCUCGAAACUGUUAUGAACAUUAUGGGAAUUCGUGAUUUAAAAUCGAUUUCGCUGGGUACUACCCUAUCCGAAAUGGGAAUGGAUUCUCUGAUGGCAGUGGAAAUCAAACAAACCUUAGAAAGAGAUUUUGAUCUCAUAUUGACGCCACAAGACUUACGCUCGCUAACAUUCCAAAAAUUACAGGAAUAUGCAGAGUCAAAAGAAAGAGAGAGUACGGACGUUGUGAAAAUGAUUUUCGUUUCAGAUAGUAAUCUUUUGGGAAUGCAGAUUUUAAUAAGAAAUCUUGGCGAUGAAACUCGUUGUAAUGAAAUAAUGAUGCCACUGAAAACAUCAGCUGAUGCUACAAAACUAUCCAUGCCUCCGAACAUUAUAAUACCUGGCUUAGAAGGUACUGCGGGACAAGCAUGGUACAACAUAGGAACAUCUAUAAAUAAUAACACAAACAUUUUACAACUGCACAGAUUCGGCGAAUGUACGACAGUCAAAGAAGUAGCCGAAGCAUGUUUUGAACAUGUCAAAGCGGAAUUAAAAUCUAACCACCCUUUUUACAUUAUCGGAUAUUCAUAUGGAUCAUUUGUCGCAAUAGCAUUGGCCGCAAUGCUGGAAAAAACCGGCUACCGAGGCCAACUCUUACUAAUCGAUGGUGCACCACAUUUUCUAAAAAAAUUAACACUGGCACAUUUGGGCGAUGAUUUCACCGAUAACGACUUAUACAAUUUACUUCUUUCUAACAUUGUUAAGCAAAUAUUCCCAGACGAGCCUCAGGAAUCAGUUUUGUUAGAGUUUGCUAAACUAGACAAUCUGAAUAAUAAGAUGCUGAAAUUUAUGGAAUAUGUAAAGAAACAAAAUUUAUAUAGCAAUGAAUAUUCACAAAAAAUGGUUCACGAUAUGUUCCGUCGCAUAAAAAUGGCGGCAAACUUCGAUUUAGAUAAAAUUGAAUCACUCACGACACCUAUCACCCUAAUAAGGCCUGCCGAAGUAUCAUUACAAGAUAUAGAAGAGGACUAUUGUCUGUCUAAAGUUACAACUGGAAAUGUUACUUUAAAAGUAAUUGAAGGAAAUCAUACAUCUAUGCUAGAUAAUCCGAUUUUACCGCAGAUAAUAAAUGAAAUGGACCCCUCGCUACAAGAUGACAAAAAUUUCGAAGAGUAUAUACGGGAUGUGAAACCAAUCUCACCCGUUGUCUAACACAUUUUCUGUAAACAUGUCAAUUAUUUCAUAAACGCAUAUAUAUAGCCUCAUAUGUUUGUAUGUAUGGUUAAAAAAAACUAGCCGGACUUAAAUUGCCAUAGAAGUUAUAAAGCCUUCUGAAAUAAAACUUUAAAACUUUAA
Messenger RNA from Ceratitis capitata (Mediterranean fruit fly), 7478 nucleotides. It is a transcript of the gene FASN3, whose product is annotated as fatty acid synthase. The transcript is spliced from 10 exons. Gene Ontology annotation, molecular function: 3-oxoacyl-[acyl-carrier-protein] synthase activity; fatty acid synthase activity; phosphopantetheine binding. The record is from RefSeq and is a predicted model, not a curated record. Gene Ontology annotation, biological process: fatty acid biosynthetic process. Bases 99 to 7334 code for a protein of 2411 amino acids. NCBI's taxonomy places the organism in Eukaryota, Metazoa, Arthropoda, Insecta, Diptera, Tephritidae.